This is a messenger RNA of Papaver somniferum (opium poppy), 2604 nucleotides long. RefSeq lists its product as uncharacterized. The record is from RefSeq and is a predicted model, not a curated record. NCBI's taxonomy places the organism in Eukaryota, Viridiplantae, Streptophyta, Magnoliopsida, Ranunculales, Papaveraceae. The transcript is spliced from 10 exons. Bases 366 to 2414 code for a protein of 682 amino acids.
UUCAGAGCAGAGAUAAGGAAGGAAAAAAUUACAGAGCAGAGCAGAGAUAAGGAAGGAAAAAAUUUCGUGGAAUAUUUUGGCUGAAAAUUAGGGAAUCGAGAAUUCGUUAGAGAAAAAGGGAAACUUUUCUAGAUUUUUGGAAAGAAGAUAUCGAAGAAAAAAAGUUCAAUUUUUUCUCAGUUAACCCUAAAUUGUUUUGAGCGGGAUGAAACUCAAUCUGAAAAUUUUUUGGGCGGGAUUUUCCCGCUUGAUGUGAAUCUGUUCGGCUAUAUAAAGAUCCCUAAAAUCAUGAGGAGUGCAAUCCAAUCUCAGCUCCAUCUUACGAAGGGAACUUAUCUAAUUUGGGUUGUUGUGUUCUUACUGAUAUGGCUCGAGACCUAUUUUUUGGGGAUUCCGCCUUGCGUCGAAAAUACGAAUCCACUACUAAAAAACAAAAAGAACAGAAGCGAAGAGCUAAAGCUUCCUCAACUGCAAUUGCGAAUCCCAUGUACACACGACAGGGAGGAAAUCCAAGAAAUGUGCAGCAAUCUCAAUUUAUUGGAGACAAAAACAAGGAGGGACAAGAACACCAAUUGAAUGACUUUAGCAAUCGCUUGCAAGCAGCUCAGUCAAUGGUGCACGACGGAAAUGGAGUUGGAAGAACAGGUCGGGCGCUGCCAAGCCAUGCACCAAUCGAGUCACCAGUGGAUGGAGGAAGGGGAGGUGGAAGAACACGUCAUGUGCUGCCAAGUCGUUCACCAAUUGAGUCACCUGUGCUUCAGAGAAGUAGGGCUGGUGGAAUAUCAUGCGCGGUGCAUCCAAUGGAAUCACCUCUGAACAAUGAUUUUCUGUUAACUCCAAGGAUAUCCCCUAGAGAACACCGCACAGGAGUACACAGAAAUCUGGAGAAGGAAUACAAUGGUCUACAUAGCCCUAUGAGAAGUCAAGGUCGUCGUUCUGUACCACCUCCCACAGAGAAUGAAAUACAACAACGUUCAAAUCAAUUGCAUAAUAAUCGAACACAAGCAUCUCUUCAGCCAUCUCGUCGGUCAACACAAAAAGUUAUUCAAAGUUCAACAUCUCAUCAAUCACAGCAUAAUGCUCUUCGAAGUUCAUCUUCGCAGCAAUCUCGCCGAUCACAACAGUGGAACAAUCUACAUGAUUCUCCAGCUGAAAAUCAUAAUUUUUCGCAACCCAACCGAUCGCGAUCAGCGUCUAAUUCUCCUGUAGGAAAUAAUGAAGAAGUUGGCUAUUCACUGCAAGAUGGUCGAACACAACGUACCACAAGAAAGAAAACGACUAAUCUUGCGGUUGCCAAGAGGGGGAAGGAGAAAGUAAGCGUGUACGUUUUUAAAGAAAAAUUUUGUGGUCACUAUAGACAUGAGCUUAUAAACUCUAUUGGGUCGUGGGUAAGGCAAAGGGACAAUUGCCCACUAACAUAUGAUAAAUUUGAUGAUAUGCCUGAACAGAAGAUUGCCCGAGUGAUCCAGAAUGUCCGGGACCACUUUAUUCUCGUUCCUGAUGAUGAAGUGGCUGUCAAAGUGAUCAAAGACGUGAUGAGGAAUGCUUAUAAGGCAUACAGGCACAAACUUCGUCUAGCAUACAUAAAAGCUGGGGGUGAUGGGUUCGCUGGAUCAGAUGGCCACCUGGAGGCUUUGGCACACCCUCCCGAAGAUUUCCUCAACAAACGUGAUUGGGCUCACAUGUGUGAGCACUUCACCACCGAUGCGUUCAAGAAAAAUUCUGAAAGAGGACGUCUUGCUGCUGCUGCGAAGCAACUCAACGGUAUCAACCACAGUAAUGGCAACAAAAGUUUCACUAGUAUCGAAUACGAGUUGCUGCAAGCCGGAGAGCCUUGUGAUCCAGUGACUUUCUUCCGACGAACCCAUGAUCCUGAAAAGAAAAUCAACGCCAAAUGCAAAGAAAUGAGUGAAAAAAUGAAGGCCAUGAAGGAAGCCGCAGAUCGGGGAGAAACUAAUGACACUCCAGAAGAGAUAUUUAACAAAGUUCGUAAUGCUGGAUGUUCGGGUAAACGUCGUCGCAAGGCUCAUCCAACUAACUACAGUUUAUACCAGAAAAAAGAAGAAGAAAUGGCCGAAUUGAAAGUAAGAAUGGCAUCCUUGGAACAGGAAAACAAAAGGCUUAAGAAAGAAACAGGUCCGAACGCGACAAAGAAGUGGUUGAAUGAAUAUCUUGUUAAAAAUGGCAUGCCGGCUAUGGAAUUAUCAUCUGAAGAUGAAGCGGAAGAUGAUGAUGAAGAUGCUGAUGUGCACGGGAGUCAAAUUCAUGAACAUCGAGAUGCCUUUGAAGGUAGUGAUAUGGAAGCUGAAGAGGAGGAUGUAGAGGCCUUUGCAGAUGGUCAAGAAGAAGAUGACGAGGAGAAUCCGGACAGGGAACUCGAAGAGGAUGAUGAAGAAGAAUAUGUUGAGGUUUAGAUGCAUUUAUUAUUUCUGUUAUUUAGAGUCUCUUUUUAGAAAGAUCUAGCUUAGAUCUUAGAAGAACUUUCUCUUUUUUUUUGGUCUUGUGGUCCUGAUAUUUCGGGUGGGAUUACGAUAUUCUUGAUUUUUUUGUUUGGAAACUUCUUUGUUUUAACGAAUGCUAUUAAAUAAAAAAUUAUUUUUGGUA